CGGCGGUAAAGGGGGGCGGGGGAGAGACGAGUGAGGAGACUGGAGCGCCCGCGUGUUUUGGGAGAGUGCGCUACCAUCAGCCGUCAAACGACAACCUCACGCUCCCAAACAUUGUCGCGGUCCUGCCACGCCAGGUCAGCGGCGGAGGAAAAUAUCGGUGACGUUACCCCCUUCCCACCCACCACCCCACCUUAGUUGAGUAGGGCGCCGGGAUACUGCCGUUGGAUUGCUGAGGGCCAAUCGCAGCGCGGCGUCGGACGUCGCCGUAGGUUGUUGGCCAAUUGGGAGCCGAGGUCCCGCUGUCAAUCAGGUGGGAUUGCGUUGAGUGGGCGGGACGUUCACUGGGCUGUAGUUCCGUCAUCCCGCUCAUCUCCGGGGCUACAGGGGGCCAAUGUUGAUUUGGGCGAAUUGCCGUCCAUAUAGGAGGACACUGGAUUUGAAAACGCCUCAGUUUGCUCCCGCGAAGGCUUUCGACCUAGAAUACCGCAUCCCCGCCCGGCCAGUUACUGUGUUUUUCGGGGAGGCUGGGGUGAAGGUGGGAAGCCAGGGGGCCUCCAUCGGAGGGGGCUGCGAGGAGGCAUAGGAGAAGACUGGCCAACAGCGCCCAGCAGCGACCCGGGAUCUGACGCUCGGCGAGCGAGCGGCAUCGGCAGCGGACACCCUGUUCAAGAUCAACACCGUGCUUGCAUUGAGGAAAUAUUUUGUAGUCCUGACCGAGCUCAGACCUGCUCGGCGGAGCCUGAGAGCGACUGAUCGUCCGUUGACAGGUUGUCAUCAUGGGCAACGCGCCCACGGCCAGGAAGGGCAGCGAGAUGGAAAGCGUAAAGGAGUUCCUUGCUAAAGCCAAAGAGGACUUCCUGAAGAAGUGGGAGAGCCCUGAACAGAACACUGCUUGCCUGGAGCAGUUUGAGAGGUUGAAAACUCUGGGCACGGGCUCAUUUGGUCGCGUUAUGCUGGUGAGGCACAGAGAAACAGGACAGCAUUACGCCAUGAAGAUCCUCAACAAGCAGAAGGUGGUGAAGCUCAAGCAGAUCGAGCACACUCUUAAUGAAAAGAGAAUUCUUCAAGCUGUUAACUUUCCUUUUCUCGUACGGUUAGAGUACUCAUUCAAGGACAGCACUAACCUCUACAUGGUGAUGGAAUAUGUGCCAGGCGGAGAGAUGUUCUCCCAUCUACGGAGAAUUGGCAGAUUUAGUGAACCUCAUGCUCGGUUCUACGCUGCACAAAUUGUUCUGACCUUCGAAUACCUGCAUGCUUUGGACCUGAUCUAUAGAGAUCUGAAACCGGAAAACCUGCUCAUAGACCAACAGGGAUACAUACAGGUGACAGAUUUUGGCUUUGCCAAACGUGUAAAGGGCAGGACUUGGACACUGUGUGGCACGCCAGAAUAUCUUGCCCCUGAAAUCAUCCUCAGCAAGGGAUAUAACAAGGCAGUGGACUGGUGGGCGCUGGGCGUACUGGUCUAUGAGAUGGCAGCCGGGUACCCCCCUUUCUUUGCUGACCAGCCUAUUCAGAUCUACGAGAAGAUUGUAUCAGGGAAGGUGCGUUUCCCGUCUCACUUCAGCUCUGACCUGAAGGAUCUCCUGAGGAACCUGCUACAGGUUGAUCUUACGAAACGCUAUGGGAACCUCAAGAACGGGGUCAACGACAUUAAGGGACACAAGUGGUUUUCAACUACUGACUGGAUUGCCAUUUACCAGAAAAAAGUGGAAGCUCCAUUCGUCCCCAAGUUUAAGGGGCCAGGCGACACCAGCAACUUUGACGACUACGAGGAGGAGGAGAUCCGCAUUUCCUUCAAUGAGAAAUGUGCCAAGGAGUUUGCUGAGUUCUAGAGUUAGUGCGCGAGUGAAUGAGGGAGGGAUUCAAUAAGGAAGCUGGGGGAGACAGAGCUAAGCUGGUCAAGUGGGAGAUGUAAGGAGGAGCGUACCAUCUCCUCUCACAAUCACAAGCACCAGCUGCAAGAAGAGGGAAAGGGGAUCAAGCAAGGAGACUGAUAACCAGCAGUGUUGCCUUUUUCUGUUCUACUUUCUUUAUGAUUCUGUCUCAUUUAUGGAUCCCUUUAUAAUGAAGGUGUGCUUCAGAUUCAUGGGUUGGGGAACCCCUCUUGUUUAGAGUCGCCUCUACACAGUUUACUCCCUGCUGGUAUGGUUUCAUCCUUCACGUUUGGAGCCCAAGAGAGGCAAAUUCAUUUGUUAGAGUCAACUGUUGCAUCUGUUCGUCAAAUGUGAAGACCACUGGAACUGGACCAGCAAAUGUCUGCACUGAUUUUUUUAAAUUCACAUUGAUAAUUGGUUGGCUUGCGCUUCCUCUGGUGAGCAACAGAAGUUUUAAAGUAAAUGCUCAAAGCAGACACACAGAGAUACAAGUUCAGCUUGAAAGGCUUCGGUUUUGCAACUUUAUUUUUUGUCAAGUAACUCCAUCCUCCAUGUUGUAGACAGCAUACGUCAAGUCACCAAUGUGAUUGGACGAUAGACAGACAGAAGUCACUCUUGAUGACUCUGUGUGUGUGUGUCAGUAUUUAUUGUCAUUGCAACUUGACAACUUUGUCCAUCUCCACGGCACCAACUUAUAAAUGUUUAAAUGUGUCUCCAGUGAUAUCAUGUGACGCUAACUAACACAAAGACGCGGACAAAGGAAAGGACAAGCACGGUUUCAAUGGUGUGAAGGAACACAUCAUGUUACAUAAUGGUAUCUCAGGUUUGAACAUAUCACUCAAUGGGGACAUUGGAUAUUUUUAUCCAAUGGAAACAUGGAAAUGGAAAUGUUAAUUUAUGGGCAGAAUUCAAAGGAACUAAAGGGAAUUUUUAGAUAUUUGAUUAGUGUCUUCCACGUUUUUGCCCUUCCAUUUGGUUUUGUGACUGGACAAAAGCCUGUGCUGUCUGCGCUCAGAUCUCACCUACUCUGCAUGUUUUUGUCCUGAAAGAGACCAUCUGAGGCAGACUACCUCAAACUGCUUCUGGAUUACCAGAGCACUUUGAUCUGUCAUUGAUGCUGGUCUUAUUUGUGUCCUUUUAAAAAAAAAUGUGUUUAAAUAUCCCAAUACUCACUUAGCUCAUUCCUCUUGUCAUUUCAAAUGUUGAACUACAAUAAUCAUAUGGCAAAUUUAGGAAUUUUAUUCCAUAUGGUGGUGAUGUAAAAAAAAAGAAAAAAGAAAAUGGCAUACCAUUGAACUGGCCUGGAAAAGGGAGCGCAUCUGCAGCUAGAUCUUGGAGUGGCUAACACGGUUCGUGCACUGUAUACUCUUUAACCUACAUGAUACAUGUGGUCAAUGCCUCCUUUAGAUAUGAUGGCAAGCGUUUUGACAUCUCAGUGGUGUUCUUUUUAACAUCUUGCCAUUCAAGAAUUUUAAAACUAAACUUGUAUUGAUUGCUUUCAAACAUUAAAGCCUUUGAGUAUCAUUUUAUAGCUACAUUUUAAUGCACCACCAUUCAAUGGUUCUCAUAACAAUAUAGUAGGAUUUCAUAUUAAAGGUUCAGUCUGCAGUAGAUUAUAAAAAGCUUCAGGUUUUUUUUUUUUAUUUAACCAUGAAUGUUAUGAAAAAUGAAGGGGGCUAUUGGUAGUAGCAGUUCACAUAGCAGACUUUUGUACAGCUGGUGUGGGCUCAAUGCCCCAUUCACAAUUGCUCUGUCAUGACUUCAUUCUAAGUCUUGGACCCAGUUGCCCCAGGAUUCAUUUCAUAUUCUCUGCAUGAUGACUCGAAUGCGAUGGCCCCAGGUUUAGUGCAGGAUAUUGGGAUACAAAACUUUUAUUUCAGAACUUCCUCAGCGCAAACUAAGCUGCACCAAUUUAGUACACCCCUUUUUGUCUUUUUCUCCAUUUUUUUUAAUAGCAGGCUCCAUACCCAAGCUAAGACAUAAGAACAAUACAACGAAAGUGACCUUUGAGCGUUUGCAUUCUAAAGACCAACAAGAGACCCCGUGAGAAUGACAUGAUACAGCUAAAGGGGUUUAUCCUAAUGAAAUGUAACAUAACUGAUGCUAAUCUAACAAUACAAUCAAAGAACAAAUGCUCACCAACUGAGCAGUGUUUCUUCUGAAACACUGCUCAGGUGAAAUGGUUGAUUAAUCAAUCUGGGCUGAGGUCUAAUUCACAUUGUCACAUUAGAUGGAUCAUGAUUAUUCUUAUUAUUUCAUACUGUUGUACCACUUGUCAAGACUUCACAAUUGCUGUAUCCCAGCCACGUCCGAUUCAAUGUUGACUAACAUUAUGGAUAAAAUGAAAUUUGAGGUGAUGAUACAACAGUUAGAUGUGUCUCAUCGAUGUUUCUGUAGUGACACUUCCCUUCGAAGCAGGUACUAUGCUGUGAUAUAUGUUGUCACACUUUUAGGGAAAUGAGAGACCCCAGUGUGAACUAUGUUAACCCCCACCACACAUACAAUACAGCAUAAAACACACACACACACACACAGCAAAGGGAAGUCACGGCAGCAGUGACAUAAAAACGUGAGUGUAAUAUUUUGCAACAUGAAUAUCAUUCCAAUAAAGUUUUACUUG
This is a messenger RNA of Phycodurus eques (leafy seadragon), 4494 nucleotides long. It is a transcript of the gene prkacab, whose product is annotated as protein kinase, cAMP-dependent, catalytic, alpha, genome duplicate b. The record is from RefSeq and is a predicted model, not a curated record. Lineage: Eukaryota; Metazoa; Chordata; Actinopteri; Syngnathiformes; Syngnathidae. Gene Ontology annotation, molecular function: cAMP-dependent protein kinase activity; ATP binding; protein kinase A regulatory subunit binding. The coding region runs from base 777 to 1832 and encodes 351 amino acids. Gene Ontology annotation, cellular component: nucleus; cAMP-dependent protein kinase complex. The transcript is spliced from 11 exons. Gene Ontology annotation, biological process: peptidyl-serine phosphorylation.